This is a messenger RNA of Aureobasidium melanogenum CBS 110374, 267 nucleotides long. RefSeq lists its product as uncharacterized. The record is from RefSeq and is a predicted model, not a curated record. The transcript has 2 exons. NCBI's taxonomy places the organism in Eukaryota, Fungi, Ascomycota, Dothideomycetes, Dothideales, Saccotheciaceae. The annotation marks the transcript as partial.
CACGAGAAUCACCGACACAUUCCGCUCUUGCCAAGUCACCUUGGCAUACCAAUCAUAUUCGUCCGCCAAGUGCGACUUGGCAAUCAUUACAUUGCUUUGUCCUUCUUGACCUUCUUCUUCAGGACGCAUAUCCUACCCCAGCAUGUAACAGUGGGUGAAUCAAAGUCUUGGAUCGCGUGCCUACCUCACUCCAGUACAUGUGUACAGCCGCCACCAUUGAAUAUUCGCUAUCUCUUGGCUGCUGGCACUAUAUUCAACCGCUUCUGA